UGUCACAUGAAUCCAAACUUGUCUCAGUCUGAUGAAGUCUUUUUCACUGUCCAAUAGGAACUGCAUGUUUCAGAACAGCUUGGAAAAAAAGGGUGUUCCAAAUCAGGCAGAUUACUACAGAUGUCUGAAUGACGAUACUGUUGUUUAGAACUGAAAACUACCAGAUUUCACUUUCUGGAGCUAAGUUUCAUGGAUUCAAAUUCCAACACUGUGGUUGUGACUGGUUUUGGUCCCUUUCGACAACAUCUCGUUAACUCUAGCUGGGAAGCAGUGAAGGAGAUGUCCAAGUUAGGCCUUGGUGAAAACAUAGAUCUACACAUCAUGCAACUGCCAGUGGCUUACCAAAAAGCAAAGGAUCUCAUCUGUAAGAUAUGGGGGACUCUUCAACCACUAGUCUGUCAUUUUCAUUUCCUGUUAUUCACUCUGGUGGGGGCAAAAAACCAGCUCACUGUUCACGUUGGACUCGCUUCAUCCUCCAAAGCGAUCAUCAUCCUUGAACAGUGUGGGAAGAACAAAGGCUACAAAGAGAUGGAUGUUUGUGGUUUUUGCCCAGAAGAUGGCUGUUGUCUGUUAGACGGCCCAGAAAAGAUUGAGUCUACAAUUAAUAUGAAAACUCUCUGGAAAAACAUUUCGGUGGAAGGAAUUGAUGUCAUCUAUUCCAGAGAUGCAGGAAGGGAAAAAUAACUAUGGGACAGAGGCAAGAGAAGAUAGUGGGACCUAGAAACUACACAAGCAAAAAGCACUACAAACAUUUUUUUUUUAAAUCUCCAGUCACAACGAGCAAUCAGUAUAUUUUAAUUCUUUGUUCUUAAUCAAAAAAAUUGAACAUUUCCAUCCCAGAACAACCUCUUUACUGCCAUCAUUUGGUUGGAUCAGUGCUAAACAAGGGGUUAGAUGCUAUAACUAACUUCAGAGGAGCACCGAUUAUGGCUCCUCUGUUUUAGACUUGCAUCAUGGGCCCCACAACAUCCUCCUUAAACCCUGCCUCCUUGCCCUCCACAUUCAUAAAGCUUCCCCUGCCGAACAAGCAAGCUACUAUUUCGCUUUUGUGCUGAAGUUUGGUCUAUGGUCUGAGCAACAAGCUUAUAUUUGUACAGGUUUCCAUAGCUGCUGCAUUGAAUUGCUUGCUAGCAAAUCUGGUGGCCCCGAUCCACUUGAGAGCACACUCAUCCUCCCUGCCUGAUCUCCACAGCAUGCUAUCAUUGAGGCUCCUGGCAAAUCGGGGGAUCUUGAACAAGGUGCAGCCUCAGCCUAGUAGCUGAGAUCUGCUAGAUCAGAGCGCUGAAUGGCCAUCUACAUCCAAAUGCCUAGCACCGACAGCUCAACCAACGUAGACUAAACGCAGCUGUUGUUCAUGGGAUGGAAGGGUUGAAAUAUUCAUUUUAAAAAACAGACACAAAUGCCUGGUGUCCGCUGUUGUACCCAACAAUUAAAAAAAUAUAUAUAUAUGCGUGUGUCACAACCAAAACAAAAGGCUAGGGAAGAAGGGGGGCUGACUCUUGUACAAGGAUGAAUAUGAACACUGAACAAGAAUGGACUCAAUAUGUAACCUUUUUUUUCUGACCUGAGUUUGUAUCGUGCCUUGCACUGUAACAGACUCGCAUGCUGCAUGGGCAGAGGUUAGCGGAGGGAGGGAGGAUAGAGUUAAAACCACCACUACCACAGCA
This is a messenger RNA of Chelonoidis abingdonii (Abingdon island giant tortoise), 1667 nucleotides long. Lineage: Eukaryota; Metazoa; Chordata; Testudines; Testudinidae. The record is from RefSeq and is a predicted model, not a curated record.